Molecule: messenger RNA, 1215 nt
Organism: Rhopalosiphum padi (bird cherry-oat aphid)
Lineage: Eukaryota; Metazoa; Arthropoda; Insecta; Hemiptera; Aphididae
Product: protein C1orf43 homolog
Exons: 4
Coding region: 203-913 (236 amino acids)
Source: RefSeq, a predicted model, not a curated record
CAUUAUUCCAUCAUUCUGUAUUUCUGUGAGACUUGAGAAGUUGAGACUGUGAUUCUUCAAAUGGCAACUUUCAACUUUAAAAAACUACUUUUUUAAAAUAUAAAUAUACUAUUUUCUAUCCAGAUCAAUACGAUUUCAAGACCCUCUUAGGUUAAUAAUAUGUUCUUCGCGUAAUUUUUUUAUUCUCUUAAACAAGUGGACAAUGGCUCAACAGCUUUCUGGUGUCACAGUGGUGAUAUUUAUAGCUGGCGGUAUAUUGACAUUUAUAUUGCUGUUCAUAUUUGCCAAGAGGCAGAUCAUGAGAUUUGCUUUGCGAUCGAGGAGAGGUCCGCAUGUGCCGAUUGGACACGAUGGGAAAAAAACACUGAAAAGAGAAAUUGAACGACGAAUUGAAGUGGUUCCAAAAAUUGCUUUUGAACCAAAAUUAAUGACAGUAGAUCAAGAUGAUGACCGUUCAAAGUAUAUAUUACCACCGGCUGAAUCCAACGACAAACCAUUGCUCUCACAUCAUUAUCGCAUGAAAGCAGUUGAUGAAGUCAAAAAGUUAGAACGUGAAAUCACCAAACAGGAUAAAACCUUGACUCGUCAUCCAAAUGAAAACAUUCGUUCGUUUUUACUAAAUACAUUAGCAGUACUUUUGGAUGGCAGUGGACAGCACAUAGUUCAUCAAUUCUGUGAUCUCUAUGAACACGCUCGUUAUGAUCCAAAUGAAUUCUUGGAUGAAGAAUACCAAUCAUUCAUAAGAUUAAUGAAAAAAUUAAUCGAUAUUGCCAAAUUAUUGAAAUCGUAUUCUGGUGAAAGUCGAAAAAAUAGUCCCAAUAAAACUCCAACUCGCAAUAACAAUAUGCGAACUGGUACUAAUGAUAGUCUUAGAACAAAAGACAGAGAUUCAAAUCGCUUAAAAAUUGUAUAAGAAGUAUUCACUAUAAAUUAAUUGGAAUAAAAUUAUUUUUUAUUGUAUUUAAUUAACAUUAAUUAAAGCCAGAUAAGUUUCUAAAUAUUUUGGUGAAUGUAGAUUGUAUAAAUAUGUAAAAUAUGUAAAUUGUAAUAUGUUAUAAAUAUAUUAUUUUUUUUUUUACUGAAACAUGUAAAUAAUUGAAUGUUACAUAAUAUUUUACUGUUAUGUACAUUAAGAGGUCUCUCAUAGAGCCUUAAAUUGUAUUGGCAAUUAUUGUUUUGAAGGAAAUAAAACUGUUAUAUAUUCUUAAACAAUAA